CGUAUUUUAUUUCAAACUAGCUUUUGCCCAAACUUCAUCAUAUUGAUAAAAACUAUCCUACUUAUGUCCUUCCCCGGGCUGAAAACUAUUUCCAUAGUAAAUGUCGUCUAAAUCGCUUUAGCGGCUUAAGCGUGAAGAGGUAACAGAUAAACAGACAGACAAAAUUACUAUCGCAUUUUUAAUAUAUAAUAUAUAUAUAUAUAAUUUAAUAUUAUAUUAUAGUGCGGUUUAAUAGGGAUUUCAAGGCGAGAGACGCCGAUUUUUGUUUUUUGUUAUGUUUUCAAAAUUUGCAUAUAGGCUAAUUAUGCAUAGGUAAAUAAGGUUUAUUAGCUGAUUAAAAGAUUAAAUAUAAAUAACGAAUUGAAAGUUACUAUUGUCUGCCAAUUAAUUUUACCACUAAGUAUUUAAUCAAGUUUUUCCGUUAAUUAAGAACACCCCAUCACUGAUACAAAGAGAAGGUAUAAAAGGACAUAUUAUUAAGCUGGUUUGUCACAAUUAUUUUCAUUUCCUAGUGAAAACAUAAGAACAACGCAAAAUGAUUAAAUAUAUUUUGAAAAAGUUGGAAAAUCCAAAACGACCCUUGCUUGGUCCCAAUGUUAAAGCUUUACAAUUUUGGGGGCUUCUACUUCCAGAAAACGUAAUUAUGAAAUAUGUUUACAUAUGUCUACAUAUAUCUAUCAUUUUCUUUACGGCUACAGAAUACGUGGAUAUAUGGUUUAUCAAAUCCGAUAUGAAUAUGCUUUUGGAAAAUCUUAAAAUAACAAUGUUAGCUAGUGUGAGUGUAGUAAAAGUAUCAACCUUUUUAAUUUGGCAAAAUUCUUGGCGGGACAUAAUUGACUAUGUGACAGAAGCGGAUUUGAACCAGCGAAAAACUACAGACGAAACUAAAUUAACCAUUAUUAAAAAAAAUACAAAGUAUUCGCGUAAAAUUACAUACCUUUAUUGGUCGCUUAUGUAUACCACGGUAGUGGUUGUUAUGGUACAGCCGAUCAUCAAAUAUGUCUUUUCACAAACAUAUAGAGAUAAUAUCAAGAAUGGAGAAGAAUCAUACAUUCAAGUCGUGAGUUCUUGGGUUCCAUUUGACAAAAGUGAGGUUAUCGGAUAUUUGGCUGCCUGCGCUUUCCAAAGCUACGCGGCUAUAUACGGCGGAGGUUGGAUCACUUCAUUUGACACAAACGCAAUAGUGACUAUGGUAUUUUUUAAAGGAGAAUUGCAGCUCCUAAGAAGAGACUCUGCUGAGAUUUUUGGAAUUGAAAAUAAUCCUGUAUCGCGUGAGGAAGCAGAAAAGAGACUCAAGGAAUGUCAUAGAAGACAUGUUAACUUAAUCAAAUAUUCGAGUCUCUUUGACUCCUGCUUGUCGCCGAUCAUGCUUUUCUACAUGUUCGUAUGCUCCGUGAUGCUCUGCGUAACUGCCUAUCAGAUAAGGGUGCGAACAUCCAACAAUAGACUCUAUCCUACCGCCAAUAAUUAGCUAGAAGCUAGUAGAAAAUAUAUUUAUUUAAUUAUGUAAAUAUUAUUCCAAAAAAUUAAAAAAAGAUUACAAAUAGCGGACUUAACGCCUUGACGCAUUCUCUACCAGUCAAUCAUUGGGCUAUACACCCGCGAGCAAAUAUACAGAAUCACUUCACAUGUUUUGCUUCUCAAUUCAUAACAUUUCUAAUUUUCACGUCAUUUAAACAAAAUAUUAUCAAAUAAAAGCUGAUAUUAAUAGCCAAUCAAAAAUUACAUUUUUUUAUUUUAUUUCAGGGUUAACGACAAAAAAUAUCCCUAAGAAUAAUCAAAAAAACUUUUAAACAAAAAAAGUGAUUUU
Molecule: messenger RNA, 1810 nt
Organism: Cydia pomonella (codling moth)
Lineage: Eukaryota; Metazoa; Arthropoda; Insecta; Lepidoptera; Tortricidae
Exons: 2
Coding region: 536-1471 (311 amino acids)
Biological process (GO): detection of chemical stimulus involved in sensory perception of smell; sensory perception of smell
Cellular component (GO): plasma membrane
Molecular function (GO): olfactory receptor activity; odorant binding
Source: RefSeq, a predicted model, not a curated record